This is a messenger RNA of Cottoperca gobio, 2560 nucleotides long. Its product is annotated as pre-B-cell leukemia transcription factor 1-like. Gene Ontology annotation, molecular function: DNA binding; DNA-binding transcription factor activity, RNA polymerase II-specific. Bases 791 to 1822 code for a protein of 343 amino acids. The record is from RefSeq and is a predicted model, not a curated record. Lineage: Eukaryota; Metazoa; Chordata; Actinopteri; Perciformes; Bovichtidae. Gene Ontology annotation, cellular component: nucleus. The transcript is spliced from 8 exons. Gene Ontology annotation, biological process: regulation of DNA-templated transcription.
CAUUGCUCCAUGGUGUUUUUCUGGGAGGAGUGGGACAGCAGCCGUACAGGGAAAGAAAACAGCAAUAAGCAACAACUAAGGGUACAAACCUGGCUGUGUGGGACUUGGACGGAACCAGAUAGAUGAAGUUAAUCGGGAAUAUCUUUCCUCGACCGUCUUUUAGGUGACCGUGUCGGUCCUCACUUUUAAUUACCGAGCAGUAUACGGGACUCAUGGAUAAAAGGAGAGCAGGCGGAGACGACGACAUCAAAGGGGCUCCCGGGUCAUUAGAUAAAGCUAUAGCACCGUUCAGACCAUUAUUUAACACGCAAGAGCCGAGCAGCCUCUCGAAAAAGCAAAGAGCUUUGUAACAAGCCAGUUUUGGUAAUUGUCUGGAGCCUCCUGGUCGUCUUUUCAGGGAAAGAAAAGACGUACGUACGCGCGUCAGGCUACUCAUAAAAACAACAGUAUCUUACUAAAGGCUAAUAUUUUGUGAACCGACCCCUCCCAUGCCAAAGAAGAACCACAUUUUCUAUAGCCCUAGUUUUGUAGCGUUUUUUCGUUUUCUUCAGAUAAGUAAAAGCUAAGGCUGCUACACUUCUGUCUUUUUUUCCUUUGUUACUCAGACCAAGACAAGCAGGCAGCUCCAGCUGAGGCAACACUUGACUCAGUUUUGAGCCCUGUAUGUUUUUAUGGGAAACUUUUCAACCUCUCGUUUUUCUAAGUGCUGAAAGUUGGAGAAGGAAACCCCUUUUUCUAGCGAUCCUCCUCCUCCAAUCUCUCCCUCCACAAUAAGAGCCACAUUGUAGGUAUGGAGGACCAGGCCCGCAUGAUGUUGGGUCAUAUUGGACUAACUGGACUGUCUCACGAGGAUGUGGGUGACCCUGACAACAUAAGGAAACAUCACAACCUCGGUCAGCCGCAGCAGGACAUUGGUGAGAUCCUCCAGCAGAUCAUGGUCAUCACAGAUGAGAGUCUCGAUGAGGCGCAGGCCAGGAAACAUGCUUUAAACUGCCACAGAAUGAAGCCCGCCCUCUUCAGUGUCCUGUGUGAGAUCAAAGAAAGGACAGCCCUGAGCAUCCGAGGCGCCCAAGAAGAAGACGGUCCAGACCCUCAGAUCAUGCGACUGGACAACAUGCUGUUAGCAGAGGGGGUCGCGGGCCCGGAGAGGGGCGGGGCCUCUGCAGCGGCGGCAGUGGUUGCUGCGGCAGCCGGAGGGUCGCCCGCUGAGGCGAACAUAGAACACAGCGAGUACAAAGAGAAGCUCGCUCAGAUACGACGGAUGUACCACGCUGAGCUGGAGAAAUACCAACAGGCCUGCAAUGAAUUCACCGACCACGUGAUGAACCUGCUGAGGGAACAGUCCCGUACGCGGCCCAUCUCACCCAAAGAGAUCGAGCGAAUGGUGGGAAUAAUCCACCGCAAGUUCAGCACGAUCCAGAUGCAGUUAAAGCAGAGCACAUGUGAAGCAGUCAUGAUCCUUCGCUCCAGGUUCCUGGAUGCCAGGCGGAAACGAAGAAACUUCAGCAAGCAGGCGGCAGAGAUUUUGAAUACAUAUUUUUACUCCCAUCUGGCAAACCCCUACCCCAGUGAGGAGGCCAAGGAGGACCUGGCCAGGAAGUGUUCCAUCACUGUUUCUCAGGUGGCCAACUGGUUUGGAAACAAGAGGAUUCGGUAUAAAAGGAAUGUUGCAAAGUUGCAGGAGGAAGCUAACCGGUAUGCUGUGAAGACAGCUGUGGACGCAGCCAGUGUAUCUUCACAGGCCAGCCAAGCCAACUCCCCAGCGACACCAAACUCAGGAGGAUACCCAGCCCCGUGUUACACUCCUGACGGGAGGUUAUGAGGACCUGCCCGGACAAACUCUCCUCCCUCUCUGUGUCAAUGGUGAUGACGGCUGGCAGGGCAGCGGUGAUUCUUCCUCCCCCACCCCCCCCACCCAGAGCACCAAGGAGCAAGCACGACGUCACCUCCAGCUGAUGCUCCACCUUCCCUCCCACUCCUGCUCCUCAGACUAAUACAACCCAGACUGUAGACUGACCUCCAGCCACGCCACAAACAGAGCAUUACCAAAACUCUGCAACUUUUUUCUUUUGUUUUGCUUUGUGAUGCUGAUCCUUUUCUAACAUCAUCGUUUUUUUUAACCCCUACACUUAACGAAUGUGUUGACACCUCUAUAUAUUUUUUCUUUUUACUAUUACUCACACCUUUUCUUUCCUUUUUUUUUCAAAAAGGAUAAAUAAAUAAUGAAAAGAACCUUUUUUUAAUGUAGUGCUUCACCUACAGUGAAUCUUACACUGUAUGAAGGUUUAGGGCCUGUAUGUGGCCUUGAACCAGAUUCGUCAUUUUACUUCAAAGAAUUAAAAUAAGAAAAAAAAGGACAAAAAAAAAGCAUGUAAUCAUUUUUAGAUGUCGAACUACAAUUUUAUUAUGUCUUUUUUUUCUUUGAGGUUUUUUUAAGAAAAAUGUUGUCACCGAGAAAAUGCAUUGAAAGAGUAAAACAAAAACAUCUAAAUGGCAGAAAUGACCAAAAAUGAAUAAAAACAUUGUCACUUAUUAAAGUUUUCUUUGCUUCAGACAAAAA